Molecule: messenger RNA, 7187 nt
Organism: Nyctereutes procyonoides (raccoon dog)
Lineage: Eukaryota; Metazoa; Chordata; Mammalia; Carnivora; Canidae
Gene: DRP2
Product: dystrophin related protein 2
Exons: 23
Coding region: 405-3299 (964 amino acids)
Biological process (GO): synaptic signaling
Cellular component (GO): plasma membrane
Molecular function (GO): zinc ion binding; protein binding
Source: RefSeq, a predicted model, not a curated record
CUUCCGCUUUCCUCCUCUGCUCCUAAUGAAUUGAGAUCUCCGAGAGACAGCCGCUAAGGCUCCGGUGGUUUUUACAAAAACUGUCCUUGCCCUUCCUGCAUUUGCCCAGCCAAGGGUAUCUUGGCCCCGCCGAAAGUCCCGAUGCGAUUGCAUAGCAACACAGAGCGGCUCUGAGAGGGGAGGAGGAGGAGGAGAGAGAAGAGGGCAGGAAGGUGGGAGAGACAGAGGGAGAGUGUGCACACGGCGGCUGUCGGCAGCCCUGUCUCAGGGACUUCUUUGCUGAUUCACAGAGGCAGCCGGCGCCCCAUUGCAGCCUGCUCCUCAGACCUGACGGAAAUCAGAAGGUGCUUAUGGUCAACAGUCGGUGCACUGCCCAUUCUCACCCUCCAUGAGCCUUGGUUCUGAUGCAACCUAUGGUCAUGCAGGGAUGCCCUUACACCCUCCCACGAUGUCAUGAAUGGCGGGCAGCUGACCAGUUCCAUCACAGCAGCAGCCUCCGAAGCACUUGCCCCCAGCCUCAGGAUAUCUGUGUUUCUGUCCAGGUUAGAGCUGCUGCUACUGCCCCUGCGCCUCCUCAGGAUGGUGCUGGGGUUUCCUGCCUAAGCCCAAAGCUCUUCAACGGGUCAGUUGGUGCCGCUGGACCCCUAGAACCACCAGCCAUGAAUCUGUGUUGGAAUGAAAUCAAAAAGAAGUCUCACAACCUCCGCGCUCGCCUAGAAGCCUUCUCAGACCAUAGUGGAAAGCUUCAGCUCCCUCUGCAAGAGAUUAUUGACUGGCUCAGCCAAAAGGAUGAGGAACUGUCAGCUCAGCUGCCCUUGCAAGGGGAUGUGGCCCUGGUACAACAGGAGAAGGAGACACAUGCAGCCUUUAUGGAAGAUGUCAAGUCUCGGGGCCCCUAUAUCUACUCUGUGCUAGAGUCAGCUCAGGCCUUCCUGUCCCAGCACCCAUUUGAGGAAUUAGAGGAACCUCAUUCUGAGAGCAAAGAUACCUCUCCCAGACAGCGGAUCCAGAACCUUAGCCGCUUUGUGUGGAAGCAGGCAACAGUGGCCAGUGAACUAUGGGAGAAGCUGACAGCCCGCUGUGUGGACCAGCACCGCCACAUUGAGCACACUCUAGAGCAGCUGUUGGAGAUUCAAGGGGCAAUGGAGGAAUUAAGCAAUACUCUGACCCAGGCCGAGGGAGUCCGAGCCACAUGGGAGCCCAUUGGGGAUCUCUUCAUUGAUUCACUCCCUGAACACAUCCAGGCUCUUAAGCUAUUCAAAGAAGAAUUCUCCCCCAUGAAAGAUGGAGUGAAAUUGGUGAAUGACCUGGCUCACCAACUUGCCAUUUCUGAUGUACACUUGUCAAUGGAGAAUUCCCGGGCCCUGGAGCAGAUCAAUAUCCGGUGGAAACAGCUACAGGUGUCAAUUGGCGAGAGGCUUAAGCAGCUCCAGGAUGCCCACCGAGACUUCGGGCCUGGGUCACAGCACUUCCUCUCCUCCUCUGUGCAAGUUCCCUGGGAAAGAGCAAUUUCACCCAAUAAAGUUCCCUACUACAUCAACCACCAGGCUCAGACCACUUGCUGGGACCAUCCCAAGAUGACUGAGUUAUACCAAACACUGGCUGAUCUGAACAACAUUAAGUUCUCAGCUUACCGCACUGCCAUGAAGCUACGCCGGGUCCAGAAGGCACUGCGUUUGGACCUGGUAACUUUAACCACAGCCCUAGAGAUCUUCAAUGAGCAUGAUCUGCAGGCCAGUGAACAUGUGAUGGACGUGGUGGAGAUCAUUCACUGCCUGACUGCCUUAUAUGAACGGCUGGAGGAGGAAAGAGGCAUCUUGGUCAAUGUGCCACUCUGUGUGGACAUGAGCCUCAACUGGCUCCUCAAUGUUUUUGAUAGUGGUCGCAGUGGAAAGAUGCGGGCACUGUCUUUUAAGACCGGCAUUGCAUGCCUGUGUGGCACAGAAGUAAAAGAAAAAUUGCAGUACCUCUUCAGCCAAGUAGCCAACUCAGGCAGCCAGUGUGACCAGCGCCACCUCGGUGUCCUGCUUCAUGAGGCCAUUCAGGUGCCCCGGCAGCUGGGGGAAGUGGCGGCCUUUGGGGGCAGCAACGUGGAGCCCAGUGUCCGCAGUUGCUUCCGUUUUAGCACUGGGAAACCAGUCAUUGAAGCUUCACAGUUCCUAGAGUGGGUCAACUUGGAGCCCCAAUCCAUGGUAUGGCUGGCUGUUCUGCAUCGGGUCACCAUUGCUGAGCAAGUGAAGCAUCAGACCAAGUGCUCUAUCUGUAGACAGUGCCCCAUCAAGGGCUUCAGGUACCGGAGUCUGAAACAAUUUAACGUAGACAUCUGUCAGACCUGCUUCUUGACAGGCAGGGCCAGCAAAGGCAACAAGCUGCACUACCCCAUCAUGGAGUAUUACACCCCGACCACAUCCAGUGAGAACAUGAGGGACUUUGCCACAACCUUAAAGAACAAAUUCCGCUCCAAGCAUUAUUUCAGCAAACACCCUCAGCGAGGUUAUCUGCCUGUGCAAUCGGUGCUGGAGGCUGACUACAGUGAGACGCUGGCCUCUUCCCCGAUGUUGCCACACGCUGACACACACUCCCGCAUUGAGCAUUUUGCCAGCAGGCUUGCCGAGAUGGAAAGUCAGAAUUGUUCCUUCUUUAAUGACAGCCUGUCCCCAGAUGACAGCAUAGAUGAGGACCAGUACCUGCUGCGGCACUGUAGCCCCAUUACAGACCGGGAGCCAACCUUUGGACAACAGGCUCCAUGUAGCAUGGCUACAGAAAACAAGGGGGAUCUAGAGAAGAUCCUGGCACACUUAGAAGAUGAGAACCGGAUUCUCCAGAGUGAGCUGAGACGCCUGAAGUGGCAGCAUGAGGAGGCUGUUGAGGCACCCACCCUGGCUGAGGGCUCUGCAGAGCUAACACAGGACCACCGCAAUGAGGAACUUCUGGCUGAGGCCCGGAUCCUUCGGCAGCACAAGAGCCGCCUCGAGACCCGCAUGCAGAUUCUGGAGGACCACAACAAGCAACUAGAGUCUCAGCUGCAGCGCUUAAGGGAGCUGCUCCUGCAGCCACCCACCGAAUCAGAUGGCAAUGGCUCUGCAAGCUCGUCCCUAGCUUCCUCUCCACAGCAGUCAGAGGGCAGUCACCCCCAAGAGAAGGGACAGACUACUCCAGAUACUGAGGCUGCAGAUGAUGUGGGGUCAAAGAGCCAAGAUGUCAGUCUGUGCCUGGAGGACAUUAUGGAGAAGCUCCGCCACGCCUUCCCCAGUGUGCGAAGUUCUGAUGUGACUGCCAACACCCUGCUGGCCUCUUGAUGGAGCCAGAUCCCCAUCCUAUAAUCCAUAGUCCUCUUCCGGUUCUGGUCAAAUUCUUCCUUCAGCCUUCACCCAACCUUUCCAGUCCCUAUGGGGCCCACAUUCCUCAGCCAGAGUUCUUUGGGCUCUGGGCAGCAGCAGGGAUCUGCUGGUAUGUGAAGUGGAUGCUUCAGGGCUGGAGGAGGGAGAGGCACGAUUCCUCCAAAUAUAGAAAUGUGCCCUUUAACCCUCAAGUUUGAGACAAGUCGCUGACAUAUGUUUCUGUUGUAGUCCAGGCAAAUGGCACUUGGCGGCCAUUCUGACGGGGAGCAGAGAAUCUACCUUGCAGAGCUAAGCAGUGCCCAUUACCCCUUUCCCUUCUCCAUGGAAUUAUGGAAAUAAGGAAGCCUACUGACCCCAGGGUUACAGCAUUAUGAAUCCACAGGAGUUAGCCCUAUUCUCUGGCCCAACUCAGGGAGGCAGAAAGGUAUCCCCAAGACACCCCCCAAAAAAAACGUGCCCCUGAAAAUGUUUGGGCAGCAUGUGUCCUAUGAUUUUAGUUUCAUGGUACCUCUCUAGCCAUCUUAAUGUUGUUUCCCCUUUGAAUAUCUUCCGUUCCUUCUGCCUCCGGCCCUGGCAGACCUUCCUCAAGGGGGGAGGGGGGGCCAAUUCAUUCUGAUUCCUACUUACACCUUACAUUUGGAAACAUUAAAGAAACACUUAUGGGCUUAGUUUUUUUUCCCCUGAUCAUCCUCCUUCCUGAAGGCCUCAGCAUUCCGAGACACCAGCUGAGUUGCUCUGGGGAUCCAGCUGAAGCCACCCUUAGCUCAGCCGGGUCUGCCCUCACAGCCCUGGGGUAGGGGCAGCAGCUUCCUCAGCAAGGGAAUCUUGCUCUACUUGGGGUGAGGAAGGGGACGCCACUCACCAGCCUAGAGGAGUGUGACUGCCCAAUACUCUUGCAGGCUGUGACCUUCUUUCUUUUGGGUGGAAUCAGAUGGGGCGGCUGAUUUUCCCCUGCUAAUCAUAAAGCAGAUGUGAGUGGCAACCCUAAAUAGUGGCACCUUCCUAGGAGCCACUGGCCACAAAUCAGGAAGCUGGCCACUUUCCACCCAGACAACAGGAAGGCCUUCCUUUGCAUAAAAUGGUUCUAACUCUGGAAGGUGAACCCAAUCCUCAAAGUAAACUAACUCUUCCUAGGCUACAUAUACCAUAAUCCCUUUAUCCAGAAACCGUUCAGAGCAGAUAGCAGGUGAUUGGGGUGGGGAGGGAGUUGGCUUGGGAAAUUGGGAACAGAGUCAGAGCCCACUGAGGCAGCAUUUUACAAGAGGAGCUUUAUAACCUAGAACCCUGCAAUUGAUUUAAUUUGCCUGUUUAUAUACAUAUAUAUCUAUCCCGCAUAUUACUGUACAUCAGUACUCCCCUGGCCUCACUCACACAUUAAAUUCUAAUACCUCUUAAAGUAUUAAUGUUCUGCCUUGCUCUUUGUUAGCCCCAUCCUCUGGUUGGACAGAUAGAGGCAUCCUGGCUGCUCCCCUAGGAUGUCUCUCCACUCAUGUUUGGGGUGAACUGUCCUCAAGACCAAAGCAAGAGAAGCCUGUGGCCACAGUGGAAUCGAACAGAAAGGGUCACUCUGGUCUCUUGACUCAUUCCAAAUCUUCUUCCCUGGAGACCUGGGCCUUGGAUGAAUUUUCCUGGUCUCCCCUAAAUAAAGGAUCAGGUGUCAAAAUAGAGCAAAGGCAAGCUUUACUCAUCCCAUGCAGACAAGAAGGAACAGAUAGGCUUUUAUUGGCCUUUGCCAGGCUAAGACACAGAGAAUACCCCCGGCCUCUUCCAGUUCCUAGGUCUGGCUCAGGGACUUAAGGAAAGCAGUGGUUGCCACCAAGAUCAGGAGAGUGUGAGAUAGUGGGGGUGCUCUGUUAUAAUCAAGUAGCCAGCCAUGGGUAGAACUGCUGGGAAGCUAAGAUGUAUCUGCUGCAGGGGAAGGAGGGCAGCAGCUUGGGUUCAGAAGCCUAGGACUAGUCCCUUCUAGAAUGGCCAGGGAGCACUAAGUCCUAGGUCCAGGCUAUCAGACCUAACCACAACAUCUGCCUUAGUGCUCAUGAGGUCUCUGGAUGGGAGGACUGGGUAUCUGGGUGUAUGGUGAACAGGUAGUAGGCAGGCACCAAACCAGAGCCUGGGCCUCUGUCUAUGGUGGGGGUGGGGGGGAUAUUUGUAGGGGCCUGGUUGUGGGCAGGAAUGGGAUAGAAGGAAUUUGCUAUAUAGUUAGGGAGCUCAGGGUCUUUGAGGCAUAUCCUGCCUAAGCCAUAGAAGGGCAGAUGUUAUGAAACAGUCUUUUACUGGGGAAGUCCUUGAAAAUCCUUUCCAUAACCAUCCCUCCCCUUCCCCCUCCCCCCCCCCGCCCCCGCCCCCGCCAAGAGAUCUUGGGCUGCUGAGGGCCUGUGGCAACUGCGUGGGCUAGGUAUGGUAGAAAAGAUGUAGAUCUUGCUAUGUAGGAUUUUGUGCUGUAGGUGGACCGAAGCAGCAGGUUAAGAGUUGAAUUGUCACUAAUGGGGCCAUUGCCAUUUUGUGUGUGGUCCUGUGUGUACUUUAAUGCCCGAGAUGAGUAUAUCACUUGAGGGUCCAGUAACCGUCACAGCAGCAUGUGUGGGCAGUUUGCCCGCGGUGAGGUAAAUGGGUCCUUGGGCACUGGGAAUCUAAAUUAGGGUGAGAUUUACUGAGAUGUGUUGCAUGUUGUUAGGCAUCUGUCAUGUAUUGUGUUUCCUAUAGGUUUUUUUUGUGAUGCUGAUUAAUUUAUGGCCCUGUGCCAGAGGAGUGGCAAAGAGAGUUUCUGGGCAGGCAGCCUAAAGAAAACCUCCGACUUGUGAGAUUAGCAUCAGUGGAAAGGAAUGUGUUUGCUGAGGUGGUUGUCAAAUGGUAUCAGGGGACAGUUGGGAUUGAUAGGCGAUUUAUUCUGGACAGAAUCUGACACAGGCCCAAAAGCUGUUAUGAGGGUGCCUCUGCUCCAAGUGAGAGCAGAGUCAGGUUAUGUUGACUGGGAACUUGUCAGGAAAGGCUAACUGGCUAUAAAACAUCAAGCUCUGUGUUGUAUGGUUCCCUAAGGAGGGCCCUACCCAGGAGGACAUGUGCCCUUCCCUCCAGGAUGGCAAGGCUGAAAUCAAGGCUCUCAAGUGCCCAUUUCCUUCAAGUCCCCAGCUUUGGAAAUAUUUCCCUGUGGAGAAACCCGCUUGAGGCCCUUGUGCUCCGGGAACAGGGCCAGUAGGCCACAGUAAGGAGAAACCCUGAGGUCUGGCAGAGGCCAAAGCCAGGAGAUGCUUUCCCUCCAGGUUAAUUUUAAGGAAUAUCCGUGCUGCCUGAGGUGUGUAUUUGGGACCUGGGCUCCAUGUCCAGCUUCGUGCUUAGAACAUUCCUUGAGCACACAUUCUUAGUGGACGACUCAUGGCUUCUGACACUGUUUCAGGCCAAGAAUCUCAUUAAAGUUCCCCUGACAUAGGUGACAGCUAGCCAAGAAAGUAAGCUGCCUUAAAAUAAACAGUCCUGGGGCAGAGACUGAGGGCCCUGCCCUGGGGCUGUGGAGACUUAGCUGCCCAGCUGAGCAGCUCUAUCUCUAGACUUUCCUGCCAAAAUCUGGCCCUAGGAACAAAGGAAUACUUCAGCUCCUUACUUUCUUAGCACCACCGGCUGUGGGAGAGGGCAAGGCUCAAGGUCAGGGCUCAGCUCCCAGCCUCCAUCUCCUUCCACAGCUGCUGCAUUUGGGGUGACCUGCUGAAUGUCCUUGCUGCCCCAGGGCAGUACUGAGGCCAGAGUGGAGGCUCCUGUGCUGCUUGCUGGCUGCAAGAACUGGUCUCAGGAAUAGAAGUUGGGGAAGGGAUCCAGGGGAGGGGGAAGUGGCAAGGGUGGCACACAAGUCUA